Rhagoletis zephyria (snowberry fruit fly) is the source of this 752-nucleotide messenger RNA. Its product is annotated as mitochondrial inner membrane protease subunit 1. Lineage: Eukaryota; Metazoa; Arthropoda; Insecta; Diptera; Tephritidae. Gene Ontology annotation, cellular component: membrane; mitochondrial inner membrane peptidase complex. Gene Ontology annotation, molecular function: serine-type endopeptidase activity. The record is from RefSeq and is a predicted model, not a curated record.
UAUACCCCAGUCAAUCAGCUGUUUAUUUUAAUUAAUUCGCCGCCGCACAUCUUUUUAGCAACAUUUACGAAAAUUGUAGUUAAAUUUAGUUUAAAUAUGUAUUAUAACUCGUAAUUCAGGCAAGGAUGGUGUCUGUAUUUUCAAAGGUUAAAGAUGUAGUAAAAUACAGCAUUAUGUACGCCUGCCUUACGCACUGCACUUUCGAAUAUGUCGGGGAUUUUGUGGUGUGCAAUGGCCCAUCAAUGGAGCCCACUCUACAUUCGAAAAAUAUCCUGCUGACAGAGCGUAUAUCGACGCGCUUCCAUAACCCAAGACGCGGCGAUAUCAUCAUCGCUGUUUCACCCACCGACCCAAAGCAAUUUAUAUGCAAACGCAUUAUCGGUAUACCCGGUGAUAGAAUCGUUUUAAAGAAUAAUGCACCACCCACAGAUACUGCCGCUGAUGCUGCUAUCUUAGCAAGUACAAAACCAAAACUUAUAGAAUUUACAGAGGAGUACGUGCCGCGAGGUUUCAUCUGGAUUGAAGGUGACAACAGCGAAAAUAGUUCAGAUUCACGUUACUAUGGUCCAAUACCUCAGGGGUUGGUAAAAAGUAGGGUCGUUUGUCGACUUUGGCCCUUGAGUGAAAUGCGUAUGCUAUAGACCGAAAAGUUUACUAGGGGAAUAGGAGAAUACAAUUCUCAGCAAACACAUAUACAAUUAUUUAUUCUUGCAAGCUUACGAAUAAAGUGUCUAUAAAAUGUGCUAACAAAA